Molecule: messenger RNA, 921 nt
Organism: Balearica regulorum gibbericeps (East African grey crowned-crane)
Lineage: Eukaryota; Metazoa; Chordata; Aves; Gruiformes; Gruidae
Product: olfactory receptor 14J1
Biological process (GO): G protein-coupled receptor signaling pathway
Cellular component (GO): membrane
Molecular function (GO): G protein-coupled receptor activity; olfactory receptor activity
Source: RefSeq, a predicted model, not a curated record
AUGUUCAACAGCAGCUCCAUCACCCACUUCCUUCUCCUGGCAUUUGCAGAGUCACGGGAGAUGCAGCUCUUGCACUUCUGGCUCUUCCUGGGCAUCUACCUGGCUGCCCUCCUGAGCAACGGCCUCAUCAUCACCGCCAUAGCCUGUGACCACCGCCUCCACACCCCCAUGUACUUCUUCCUCCUCAACCUCUCCCUCCUCGACCUGGGCUCCAUCUCCACCACUCUCCCCAAAUCCAUGGCCAAUUCCCUCUGGGACACCAGGGACAUUUCCUAUGCAGGAUGUGCUGCACAGCUCUUUUUCUUUCUCUUUUUGAUGUCAGUGGAGUAUUUUCUUCUCACCGCCAUGGCCUAUGACCGCUACGUUGCCAUCUGCAAACCCCUGCACUACGCGACCCUCCGCAGAGCUUGUGUCCACAUGGCAGCAGCUGCCUGGGGCGCUGGUUUCCUCAAUGCCAUGCUGCACACGGCCAAUACAUUUUCACUACCACUCUGCCGAGGCAAUGCCAUAGACCAGUUCUUCUGUGAAGUCCCUCAGAUCCUCAAACUCUCCUGCUCAGAAUUCUACCUCAGGGAAGUUGGGGUCCUUGUGGUUAGUCUUUGUUUAGCAUUUGGGUGUUUUGUUUUCAUUGUGCUGUCCUACGUGCAGAUCUUCAGGGCCGUGCUGAGGAUCCCCUCUGAGCAGGGACGGCACAAAACCUUUUCCACGUGCCUCCCUCACCUGGCUGUGGUCUCCCUGUUUAUCAGUACCGUCAUGUUUGCCUAUCUGAAGCCCCCUUCCAUGUUCUCCCUCUCUUUGGAUCUGGUGGUGACAGUUCUAUACUCAGUUCUGCCUCCCACAGUGAACCCCCUCAUCUACAGCAUGAGGAACCAGGAGCUCAAGGAUGCCCUGAGGAAGCUGAUUUCAUCAACACUGUUUUAA